AUGACCGAGGAAAGAGGAAACACUGUGCGGCCAACAGCCCGCAUGUUUAUAGAGCUCUGCCAGUUGACCAAUGGCGUGCCGCGGAGUCAGGUAACGCAGCAGGAACCUGCAGAUGGGCAGAGCCGCUACUGGCGUGAACGCUACCGUUGGGUGGAGAUGGAGGAGGCCUUCGACGAUUCCGUCGGCGAAUUCGCACCUCCGGAGGUGCCUAAAUUCACCUAUGCGGAAGUAAAUAACUUCAAACGUCGAGUCAAGAAAGGUGAGGCUGGUAGUUUUUCCAUUGACAUGAUAGCUGUUGCUUUCCGUCUACGAUUUGGGGUCAGAAGCGGACAGGGUAGGACAGGGGGGGAUGUGAAGCGUGCGACAGCUCGCGCGACCUUGCUUUUCGUGCCUUGCCGCGAUGCCCUGCUGUCCGCUCACGCUCCCUGCCGAGUCGCUGCUGGGACGCGCGAGGUUAGUGACAAGCGGAUAACUAGGAGGGGCGGACUACCGCAGUACCCCCGGGCUAGACCGAAAGCGGUGUGUAGCAACGCCGAGGGAAUUGCUCAUGUCUAAAAAACAUGAGUAACCAAACGGUCAGGAAAAUGAACAUGGGAUCCACUACGGAUGAUAUAUACAGGGGGCAAAGUGGGAGGGUGUGUAAGCAUGGCUCGCGAUUACAGUGUUGGAGGUUGAUGAGGGGGUAAUUACAGUUAAUGGCAGCGGACACGUAAGAAGAGGGAUAAGAAGAUAGGGGAUCGGGAAGACGUAGCAGGAGGUAUAGGACCACAGGGCUCAUCUGUAGGAGUGUCCGGGACGGCGGCUUUGAGGCGGUCCAUGCUCACGACCUCGCAAGUUACACGUUUUAUGCGGAAGGUCUUUAUCAUGUGGGAGAUAAUCAGGUAGGGGCUGUUGUAGGAUGAUUCGGGGGCCGGCGGACUUGAUCACAUCGGAGGUAGGCGUGAGAGCAUGUCACCAGGUCUUUUUUGAGGUAAGAUUCGGAGACCGAUGGCCUGAGCGGAACCGGAGAAAGUGUUCGGAUAAAUUGUCGGAGAAGAUAUAAUUCGCAGGGUUGGCGGGAUCAUCUGACCGGGUAGUCGGGCGGUGACACCGAACACGAGUUCAGCAGCGGAACAGUGAAGGUCCGACUUGAGGGGGGAGCGAAUGCCCAACGGGACCAGUGGGGGUGGUCCGACCAGUUCUCAGGACCGUCUGCGGCGCGUAGAGAGGCCUUCAACUGGCGGUGAGACCGCUCGACCAUCCCGCUUGCUACCGGAUGAUAGGAUGUAGUGCUGAUGCGAGUGCAGCCUAAAAGGGGAGAAGAGAUUAGGAGAGGUUAGAUUCACACUGGGCAUAGCGUUCAGUCGUGAACAUAGAGGGAGCACCGAAAAUGGCAACCCAACGAUUGAGGAAAGCCUUGACGACUGUUGGAGCGGCGACAUCAGGCAGAGGGAUGGUUUCCGGCCACCGAUGAAUCGAUCCACACUGGUAAGGAGAUAGGAACGGCCUUUGGACGGGGGGCCCACGAUAUCCAGGUGGACAUGACUGAACCGUGCAUCCAGAGGGGGGAAAGUGCCGAUGAGAGCUUUGUUUUGCCGUUGGACCUUAUUCCGUUGACAGGCGAGACACGCCCGAGUCCAUGCUUUCAGGUCCUUGUGCAUCACAGGUCAGACGAGGUGGUCGGUAAUCAUCUCGUCGGUAGCUCGAUUCCCAGGGUGAGACAGAAUGUAUAGGGAGAGGAAGAAUUGGCGACGGAGGGAUGGUGGCAGAAAGGGGUGUUGGGAGGUGUUGGAGACGUCGCAUAGAAUAGUGUCGUUGUUAGUAGGCAUUGGCAGGUCCUGGAGUUGGAGUCUGGAAACAUCCUCGUCACAGGGAGAGUCGAACGGCGUUGUUCGGUAGCCAUCUCAGCUAGGUCGAUCCCGGGUGACAUUUGAAGAUGUGCGAUGAAGGUCCUGGACAGUGUGUCAGCCACCUCAUUGGUGACCCAUCGAUGUAGCAGAUGCCUGAGGUAAACUGCAAGAUGUAGUCCAGUUGGCGAAUUUCCCGGGGGCUGGACUUGUCAGAAGUGGACUUGAGAGUGAAGGAAAGGGGUUUAUGAUCCGUGAACACAGUGAAGUCCCUGCCUUCAAGGAAAUGCCGAAAGCGUUUCACGGCUAGGAAGACAGCAAGUAGUUCCCGUCCAGAUGUGCUAUAGCGCGCCUCGGUAGGUGAUAACUUCCUGGGGAAAAAAUCUAAGCGUUGGAUGUGAGCUGCAAGGUGCUGUUGCAGAACCGCGCUGGCGGCAACACUGGAGGCGUCAACCUGGAGGGAGAUGGGAGCAUCGGGAGAAAAUUGCGUCUGGAGGAUGGCAUCCGCCAGUGCAGCCUUCACCUUGUCAAAAGCAGCCAGGACAUCUGUGGACGACUCGAACGAACCCUUGGGGCUCGAUAGGAUGCUCGUGAGCUGCAGGAUGGUGUUGACUCAGUGUGGGAGGGACCGGCAGUAGAAAUUCACCAUGCCCAGAAAUCGCUCUAGCUGAAGUUUGGAAGAUGAAGAAGGGAAAUCACGGAUGGCCGCAACCCUUAAUGCAAGGGGAUGCAUGACGUGGGAGUCGGUCAUGUGACCGAGAAAUUCUAGGGAGGGCACACUGAAAAUGCACUUGGGCGGGUUGGGAACAACGCCAAAUAGUGAAAGGCGGUCGAAAUCCCGUUCCAAUAGGCUCCAUGUGCUCUUCGGCGGUGAAGGUAAUCAUUAACAAGUUGGGGCACACAAAUGGUAUGUCGCGAAGUACUCUGUCUGUGAACCUCUGGAAGGGCUGGGAAGCACUUCGGAGUCCGCACGCAUGUGCAGGAACUCAAAGAGGCUAAAGAGAGUUGUGUCGGCCGUCUUCAAGACGUCCUCUGGGGUGAUGAAAAUUUGGUGUAGGGCACAGACUAGGUCAAUCUUCGAAAGCACGGAGUUGCCCAAAAGGGCACCGGUAAAAACUUGAACAUGUGAGCCAGGGCAGCGAUGCAUGACAGUAACGUUGCUUAGGGCCCUGCAAUCACCGCAUGGUCGCCAGUCACCAGUGGCGGCCUCUGGGACCAUGUGAAGGGACGAAACCCAUGGGCUUUCAGCUGACAGAUGAUGCCCAUCUGAAGCAUGUGCUCGAACUCAGCCUCUGCAGCAGCAAGACGUGAAGGCGAGAGACGGCGGGGCCGAGAAAACACGGGAGGGCCAGUAGUCCGGAUGUGGUGAAUAACGUCGUUCAGUGGGGUCGUUCGGUGCUGAAGUUGGGACGAGUGAGGCCAGCAUAUUUGGAGAGGAGUCGCCGAAAUGAAUUCUCGGGUUCAUGGUCCAGGGUUGCGAGUUGACGAGAAGCCUCAGAAGAAGAGAUACCCCGGAUAGUGAGGUUGGUGGUCUUGUCGUAUAAACGGGACUGACGGUAGUCAACCGGGGGAUUGAAAGCGGCGUGGAAGUCUUUGCCAAGAAUGACACAGAGUUAAUCAGUAACGAUGAAGAUCCAUGGGGAAAAGACGCCGGGGGCCGAUGUCCAGAUAGAGGGAGCAGGUGCCGAAUAUACAAUAGUAGAGGGGCGCUCACCGAUCGUUUUACAGAACUGGAGGGUUGGAUUUAGUGUUAGGACACGGAAAUAUGUAUUCCAGGGGAAUUUAGCAUAAGGCCACCCGCAGUUUGGGGAUCCAUAUCCACGCUUUCGGCCCCCAAAAAGGUAAGGAUAGUUUGUGUAAGUCCAGUGAGUUUAUCACGUAUGGGCAGCUACAAUAUUUGCUCUAGAAGGUCCUGUUUUGUCUAUUAAUCCAUAGUUGCUGGAAGUUUUCCUUUCUACUUUGAUAUAAUGUCAUGCCCCGGAAUGUUUCAGGGGGACGUUUAAUGCUAAGUUAUUUAGCAUUAUGUUCUUGCCCCCCCCCUCCCCCGUAAUUCCUUUGUGCAACUUUAAUUUCAUAGUUAGCCCAAUGUACUUUCAUUGCUUUUCAUUAUCAGUUCCGUACACCGUGACUUCCUUAUUUCUUUCAUUGGACAUCUGGACAUUCCCUUCAACGAGAAUAUCUAAUGUACGAAUUGUCCUUGGUUAUCAGCAUAAAAGAAGAACGUGAAUAGGACGGUAGUUGGUAUGACAUCUGUGCAAGUCUUCCUCGAACGUACUUCAUGAAGCUAAGUACUCAGCUCUGUCUUCCAAUAUCACAUAUAAAACAGGGAUAGGUUUUUUAUGCAAGAAGUAUCGGCAGAUAAGUCAUACUUUUAUCAAGUCCACGAGAAUGCUAGUCACUGAAAAGUUGUCUUGUAUGACUCCCUCCCAUCGAGUCGCCUGGUUAUUAGGCUUACUCGUCUGGAACUUUUUAAACAUUAGAACUGUAAAAAUUCCCAUAGCAAUAAUUAGAAGACAAAGCCGCGUGCAAACGUUGCCUUCGAUAACUUCUCUUCAGUCCGGUACAAUUAUAUGGGAACGGGGUACAGUCGGUUUUCCUAACCUGCUGUUGUUAACAGGCGUUGGCCCAGUAGCUUUGGGCACAUCGAGGGGACCUUAUAAAUCACACGAAAUGCUUCUGUGGGAUCUACAUGAUGGCCUGAAUCCACUGCGUGCAAAAGGAUGGCGCUGUCUGCUCUCCUAGUUUUGCCUUUUGCUAGCAAUGCGGAGAGGUGCCCUCGUAGUUUUUUGGAAAGGCGCCGACUCGUACGACCGAUAUGGCCUGCUUGACAGGAUCAUGUGAAUGACUACGUGCACAUUGGGGUGGUCUGAGGUGGCAGCCUAUCCGUGCCUUCUCCGCGUAAAUUAGGGUUAGUAGAGAGAGAUAUGCGAAUCAUUGCUGCUGGGAGGGUUCUCGAGACAGCUUGAUCAAAGCGUAUUCUUAGAAGCUCACUCGCAGUAUCUCCAUGGACAAGAACUUUGAGGAACAUAGGUUUCUUUUCGGCGGUCCUUGUGGUGGGUCUUGUGGGUCGUUCUGCAAUGUUCCUUGAAAUGAACCUGUCAGGAUACCUGUUUUCGCAAAGCAAGUCCUAGAAUUUUCUAUGUUCCUCGUCGAUACUAUAUGUUGAACUAUUUUUUCAGGCCCUUCGUGCCAAACACCUGACUAGAUGUCGUUUUUGUUGGACGGGUACGAAACUAGUAAAGUUUGUUUAUUGUCCAGACAGGUUUUCUUCCGAUAGACGCUCCUUCGGAUACUACCGUGAAAUCGCCUGUUUAGAAGGACAUCUAAGAAAGGAAGCAAAUCGGCCGAUUCCAUCUCCAACGUGAAUUUGAUAGACAGAUGUACUCAAUUUACAACAUUCAAGAGCCCAGCAACGUCGGUUUCUGUGGUGACUAGCAAAGAUAUCCUGAACGUAGCGACCUUAAUGUUUAAGCUUUUAGAUUUGAUAGCUUAGCUGAAAUUUCUCCAACUUGGCCAUGAUGAGGUCGGCUAAUAGAAGCACCGACAGGCGGGCUCAUAGCAACGCCGUAUAUUUAUCUAUAGAGUUGGUUAGUAAAAAGGAACUGCAGAUUUAAUGUGCACCUAAGUGAUAGUUCCUUGAGUGUGUUCGUCGGCAUUCCUUUUUCUUGCUGAUUGGCGGAUAGAAAACCACAGAUCUUAUCAACUGUCUGGAUGACCACUGAAAUGUUUAUUUUACAUUUUCAAAGUGUUAAUCUUAAAAUAUGCCUGUCAGAAGGAAUAAGAUGUUAUUCACUUCGAUGAUAGUAAAGUAUUGAAUAAGUCUGAGACCGGCUGGGAACUAGAAUUAAUACAUGUAUGCGUUUCCUUCGUUAUUGCUGGAAAGGUAACUUAACAACAGGUACGUGAACAUGUUAAACCCGACGUAGUACUCGUCCGAUGCUCACCCUUCUUUCUCGGACAGGCUGAACAUUCCAUAAAGGAUGUUGGAACAAGCAUGAGUCCAGCGGAAUCUAGUCAUAUAUAAAUCUCAUCGUAGAAUAGCAAGAGCAAGGAAGAAGACUAGUCGGGCAUCCGAGCCCUUUGUUGAUUAUUGUAAACUCUUGAACUCGUGCAGGAGUCCGUCAUCAACGGUAAUGGCAGUAACAAAGACAGUGGCAAGUACAGGGACGUAUUAGCCGUUCUACGGUCAGUGACACAUGUCUGAAUGUGACCACGUAGAGUUAUUGAUGUUGACACCAGAUCGAUACGUCGAUUAAUCGUGUUCUCAUUCUGGGUCCAUACUUUAAUUACUUACUGACCUCUCUGGCUUCCGGCCUGGAAGAUUAUUCUGGCGGUUGAGAAGAUGAAAUCCUGAUUUGUUUGCAAGGUGUGAGUAGUCACUUUUGAUAAUUCGUCACCCCGCUGCACGGCUACCUUAUGCUCCUCUAUAUGAGAUCCGAGUAUGCGGUCAGUUUGUCCUAUGUAGUUCCAAGGACAACCCAGGCACGGAAUGUAAUAAACUGCCCCAGAGUGCUCUUUGGCAAUUAAUCGAUCUUGGAGUUUCAUGGCCUUUUUUCGUAUGGCAGCUGUUGGUCGGUAUGCAAUUUCGACACUUACUCCCGCAGGAAUGUGCUCAGUCGCUUCUCAAGAGUCCUCGGUGGUAUUUAUGCUAGGGUCCACGGAGGACAACCACAGGUUUUGGUUAACAAACGCCCUCAGAUAGCCAUUCCGCACAAACUGUUCGUGAAGAUUUUGGGCCCCGCGUGCUUCUGCCUUGAGGAUACUGCAGUGAGUCUGAAUCCGCUCGAUGAGCGUUAUCACUCAAUGAGCUCACUUCGGAUCACGAGUUCACAAUCGUAGGCGCUAUGAUAAGUGUUCACGGCGGAAGCUAGACAAGCCAAGAAUUAGUCGAAGCCCGGUUUCGGAUGAAAACUAAGCCAAUCAGCGUAUCGAUCUGACGCCGUCAGUCAUUACCCUGCGCAGACAUCUAGAGACAUGUGUGCUUGAGCGCAGAUUGACUAGCACCUCGUAUAAAGGUUGUUUGUUCUGUUGUCACUUAGCUCUGACAAUAUACUCCUACACUAGUUCGAAAGAUCGGAAUGAUAAACUAAGUGUUUCGGCUCUUGUCCAGUCUUAUUCCUUAUUUAAUCCUUCGUCUUGAACUCCAACAUUCGGCCUUACCAAGCAUCCGCCACGUUGUAUAAAUUGCAGGUUUGAUUUUAAUUUCGCAGGGCAGGAAAUUAUUUAGCGUACGUUCAAUGUCGCUUGUUAUCUCCUCCGAGUUCCGGACUCGACUGUUAAGAAACGCUAGGCUACACAGCUUCCCUUAUUUGGACUGGCAUAUCGAAAAUAUUUCAUACUGACCCAACUAUGAAAAACUCGGCGCCUCGGUGGGAUUCGAACCCGCGAAGUAAGGGGAAGGCUUUAGUACAGCCGACGCUCUAACCACUUGAGCUAUGAGGCCCCGCCAGACGACGCGACUUUAAGCACAUUUGGGUCAAGUUACAUGAGCCUGGUAGUCAUCUGGUGGAUUCUAAGUGAAUUACUCAGGAGAUCCUGCCUGGGCAGUCAACUUACUGCACCAGAUUUGAUGGAUUCCAGACGUUGCAGUGGGUUGGGCGGGUAACUUGACUCAAAUGGAAUUAAACUCGCGUCGUCCGGUGGGGCCUCAUAGCUCAAGUGGUUAGAGCGUUGGCUGUACUAAAGCCUUCCCCUAACUGUUCGAAUCCCACCAAGGCGCCGAGUUUUUCACAGUUGGGUCAAUAUGAAUUAUUGAAAAUCUGCCAAAAUAUCUAUGAACAUCGGAAACAGUAUAUUGAAGCGAAAAUUUCAAGGAUAAUAUUAAAUGUAAGUAUUGCCGCCUAAAGGCUUUCUUCCUUCUCACGAACGCACGACAGAGGCCACGGUAGUACCAGCGAACUUGCAUCCGUGAGAAUAUAAAAUUAUAGCAUAGUACCGCACAGCGCAGUAAUAUCCUGAUGGUCCAGUCUUCGCAAGAAAAGAGGUCUCCCAGCGCUUCACGAGGUGGGUCCGGUAAUGAUCUGCGGCUGGGUUCAGGUAUAAUGAAGCAAAUUGUCAAUGCACCUACCUCUGUAUUUUAUCGUGCCCACCGUAGUUCGACAGCACGACAAUGCCAAGACGAGCCAUAGUGGGUGUUGGCGCAGAAACUGUUAAACCUAAACAGUCUGUCGGAGCUCAAAAUAUAGUUCCUCGUCCCUGGCUCUACACACCAUAGGCUUGAUUCAAGAGGAGUGUGCUCGGAUCACACACACGAGAGGGCGCACUGCAGUUCUCUCCUUCACCCCCCAGUCGAGAGUUUUCUCCAGUUAUCUCGUUGGUUGGCAGUCUUCCAAGUCGGGAAAAAUCUGUCGUUUUGCAUGAGGGACUUGGACACUGGAUCCGAGCUGCAUCAGUCUCACUCACACCAUCUGCUCCGAUAUUCUAGACGCCCGGAUGAGUCAACAGACAUGGGCGCUCCAGCAGAAACGUUCAACCGUCGUUUCCGACGAUGUCAGCCAUCUGCUCGACAGCUAUGCAGGAUGACUUGAUACAGUUUAUAGCAAAUGUAAAAUUGCGCUGCAUAUACCACACUCUCUCCUCCCCCCUCCCCUGGACCCGUUGCGAAGACAGAUUGUAGAAGAUCGGAGGCGGGGGUGGACGCAGGUGGCUGGCACAUCGGAAACCUACAACUUGGCGCUCUACCACGCACAUCCCCUGGUGCGCACAACAGAUGACUAAGAUUUUAACCAAGAAGAAAAUAGGUCGGCGUUAGGGAUCCCACUGGACGCGACGUAGGCCGGCAACUGGGUUUCCACUGAACGCCACCCCGAAUGUUGGCAUUUGUUUCUGUGCGCAUUCCGAUAGCGACUGCCAGAAUCCGAUAUAGGCCCCGAGUUGGUUCAGCGCAUGCCAGCACAAAGGGGUAAACAGGGGCAUAUUUAAACUGGGGAACUUUCAGUUCGGUUCUCUUUGGGGGAAAUGUAGGUGUCACACCUUUCAACACCAUAUUUGUUGAAGGUAACGGUAGCAUAUCAAAGAGUUGCAAACGGAAACACCAAACCUGUAAAUGUAAAGGAGACAUUCAAAGUGUUAAAUACAGUGGCAAUACUUAAGUGCUGCACAGUAGUCAGUCUGUAGAUAACUGAGUGGUAGAGUUCAAAUUCUCUGCGGAUGCCAAAACGAAUGUUAUCGUGUGAGGGCGCCCAGAACAGCAGUAUUUGCAAACAACAUUACUGAAAUAAAGACAGUAACAUUAUCACAAUAAUAAAGUGUAUGCGUCGAACGUCAAGCCAUCGGUCAGACGUGCAACGUUAUAGCGAUCCAACUUCCUUUAAAGGCCCUGACGGAUAUAAACAUAAUAAUGACGGUAGACAGAGCAUUCAAAACUUCCAUAACACUGUUUGAGAAGAGGGAAUUUCGUGUGUUUAGCCUGGCAUUUGAAGAAGUAUAAUUCGGGGAAAAGUACUUCGGGAAAGGCGACAAACUUUAUUUCGCAAAUCUUUGACUCUAGUUCCCCAUUGUGUAUUCAGACAAAGAGGCAAAAGGGUUCAAAUUCAGACAUGCAUAACGAUCAAUAUUGCCUUGUCAUUCGUGCCAGUAAGCGCCCGUUCUGUUUGGUUGAUGGCUUCACCAUUUCUCCUUGAGACUGCCGUACACGGAGUCAAAUUCUAUGUGUCGAUCGAUGCAUGCGUUGUCAGAAGGUAUGGUCUCUAAAAACCCUCGGACCUUCUUAAAUGAACAGAUGUCUAUAGUGCGAGUCUUCUGACAGGUUAACUUGCAUUCAGUGUUCAGAGUGCGCAUGACAACUUGGACAAGUGGUCUCGCUUUUCAACUGAUGUUCAUGUAUGCAUUUACAGGGAGAUUUUCCAGUUUGUAUACAAUAAAAAGCAUCGUAGGUUUCACGCGCUAUUUUAUAGAAACCUCUUUAGGGUACACAAGCUUGUUGCGUAAUUUGAUCUUCGGAUUGUGCUCCACUAAUAUGUGAGGCUUCUCGGAUGCCUCAAACGAGUUUUGACACACUGUUAAUAUACAGAAGUGCCUGCCGGCUAUUUUAUUUUGGGCGUCUGAUCAGAAAAGUCUAUUACAUUGGCUUUUUCAUUAACUUCCUGUUGUCUUAAGCAUCGACGCACAAACCGUCUAGAAUAACCAUUCACAAAUCAAUCUGAACAUAUAAUUCAGUUCUCUUAGGUGACUUUCGUUGUCAGAGCAGUGAGAUUUUGCCCGAUCAGGCAGGAUGUUCAUAGAACACCACUUUUACGAAAUAGGAUGAUUACGUUUGUGAUAACAAAGAAUUUCCGCACAGACUUUCUUGCGGUGAAGUGAUAUUUGGAAUGUUCAGUCAGUCUUUUUCUGUACGAAGACACUAAGAAGCUGGAGUUUGUUGUGAACUUCUUUGUCGAGGAUGAGUGCGAUUUCUGGGUUUUAAGGUAGAAGUGAUGUAAAGCAUUUUCGUUCGAUCUCUUCUAAUAACAAAAAGUUGUCCUAAACAUAAUAUGCUUAUAAUUUGGGGUAACUUAAUGGUAGGGCGAUAACCUCUAAUUUUUUCGCCGUGAUAUUUGCAGGACAACGGGAUAUAUGUGCUCCCACAUAGGCUAUCUUCAACUGUUGGCAGAAAUCCUGUGCCAAUUAAAAGUUCGUUUUAAGACACUGGUCUAAAUUCUGUAGCAAGGCAGAUGCAGGAACAUCCAGGUCGUACGACUGGGGGCGUUCUUCUGUGAAUUGCCUGACCAAAUGCGGAGGAAGGACGUGAAGAGUGAGAAAGAAGACACAAAAAGACAUUAUUAUCUUUCGAGUUUGUAAUUUUGUUAAGGAAAUCUACCAACUUCUCGAUUGGUGUUUCACAAUACAAACAUAUAUAUCAAUAGGCGAUUUCAUGAACCAGACAAUCUGGUCCAUGACAUUGCCUUCUCUUCUUCGUCUUCCUCGGGGGAUGAUAAACACGGUAUACUUAUACAUAUCAGAGGAGGACGACAGCGUCACAACCCUGACUACAAGCUGGAACCAAAAACACAAAUAUGCCCGCACAGAUGUGACGCAGCUGAUCCGCCACUGGGAUCUACGAGAUGACUUAUAAAAGCUUCAUCAAACUGAAGAGUUAAUCAAUGUUUUGCCAUUUGCCACCACCUGUCGUUGCAAAUCGGGUGUUUAAUUCUCUGGAAUGGGCACACACUGAUCCGUUUGCAUCUUGAAGCAAACAUGUUUUGUAUGGGUGACAGGGGUCACUCAUGCCUGCUUGUAACCUUUUUGGUUAUUGCUGCAAACAUUGUCAUAAAACUGAAUAUCCUAACAGUAUAUUUUCGUAAUCAACUGUCAACGAAAUGGAGUCUUCUUUGUUGCCAGUCAAUAUGCCAGAAAUCUGAAUCCAUGUUCAAACCCCUUAUUUUUUCUCAGACCUUGUCUUCCAGCUGGCCGACAGUACCACCAUAGGAGAGGUAUUUAAACAUUUGCCUCCCAUCUCCACAAAUUUGGACGCAGCUCAGACACAAGACACCAACGGUGGUUAUUCCAUUCCAUUCUUUCAUCCGCAAUUACCGUCAUCGGGCGGUAGUCACCGGAGAAUGUCAGGUUAGUAGUAUUUUAUAUCUGAAAAUGAACUCCACCAUCCCCUAUAUAAACGAAAUUUGGCCAAUUUUUGUUCGGAGCUAGUGAAGAAUUUUCCGGGCUGCGCAGAUAUGUAAGUCUUUUUUCAGCGCUGGCCAGCGCAGACACCGUGAAAGCCAGAUAGCCUUCAUGCAAGAAGUAUAUCGACUGACUGAGUAAGAACUCAACCUGCGGAAUCGAGAGUUUUGUAGUUUAUACAAACGUCCUUUUGUCAGGAAUUAUAUGCCAUGUAGGACUUAUAAGGAACAUUAAAUUGCCGGGAAUUCUCGGUUUUUAUCAGAUAUAUUUAUGAUCAUCAGUUAGUUAUAACCUGACCUCAUGCUUUACAACACAAAAUGUCAGUAGUAUACGCUAUGACUAAGAAGCACGCUAAUGCCAGGUUUACAAAAACGCGUAUUCAUGCCACUUUAGACUUUAGGGAGGCAGAUAUGAAAAAGCUCCAAAAUUUGUUGAAUUACUGACAACUGCCUCAUUAAUGUAUGUUUGAAUUUUAGAAGACGGGAAUCGGAUCCAAGAAGUAAGAUUUUUCCUUUAAAUUUUCGUUCAGUAUUUGAUGUGAACAACUCACCAGGAUGAUUUGCAUAUCGACAUGCAUGCUUGAAUCAUUGAGUUAAUGUUCAUUCCGAGAUGAUAUAAUAAAAGGAAAUGGCUCGUUAGGAAAUUAAGGAUGGUCAUGUGGAUUUUCAACCUUGUUACACUGACUGUUCUUCAGAUAACAUUCAUCGUCAGCUUUGUAAUUUCCUUAAGUAUUUAUCAUUAUAGCAGUUCGAAUGAAGCUUCAUAUUCCUCGUCCGAAGGGUUUUGUUAAUACUUCUGCCGAAGUCCACUUACUACCUCCGUAUACCCCUAUAUAACGUAUAAACUGCAACAGGCAGCCAGUAGUGUAUAUGUGUUGAUUGCAGUAUAGAUACUGGCCAGCAACCCAGAUACAUGAUUCGUCCUUGCUGUCUGUAUGAUAAAUCAAGCAAGAUAUGUAUACUGAUGGCUGCCCGUUAGAAGUUUAUAAAUAUUACGCGGUUAUACAGCGUUAGAUACUGGAGUUCAGAUAAAACAUCUGUAUGGACUUUCGCACAGAUUUCAUAAAGCUUCGUUUAAAGAUAUCAACUUCAGGCAAGCGAUUACUGACCAAAGAAAUCGAAAAUGUGAAAUUUUAAACUGAAAUGUCUGCCUGAAAGCACACGUGGAAAGCUGAGGACCCUCAAAGCAACGUCACCCGGCAACCAGACAUUUGCGGUACAAGUGCCUGAGCUUUAAAAUAAUAUACGUACUCUUAGUGUAGUAUGUUAAGAAGACAUACAUUUCAUGAAGUGAUUUUGUUGCACUAGAAUGUUUGAAGGGCAGACAGAUAUACAUCAAGCAAGCUAACCCGAAAAGCGCUGAUCGAAAAUAUGAAAUGCGUUUUCGUUUCGAAGGGCUACAUAAGUAGUGUUUUAAAAUUAGCAGAACAAUUCUGUACAAAUUCAGUUACAUCAGGAUACUGUCAUUCGAACGAACAUCUUUCCGGCCAAAUGGUAAAACCACAUUUUGUAAAAAAUGACUCCUUAUUUAGCAUGCAUCGUUCUCCUUGAUUUUCAAUGCUCAUAAAAAUCUAAUUAUAUUUCAUGUAAAGAAUAUAUAACAAUAUCCACUCCUUUAUACAUUAGACAGGCAAUUACGUCUUCUUUUAAUUGUAUACUCGAAAAAAAUUGUGUACCGUUGUUUACAAUACCUUUUCUAAUUCCCGAAUAACUUUAAACCCGACCUGCCGUUACACUUGCGUUCAGUGUUUCUAGCUAACAAGCUUUGUAUUUUUCGCGUACGGAGAACCAUUCACUUAAUUAGAAUAUUCAAAACAGAUCAUAUGCGGUUGAUAUAAUUUAGCACUUAACAAACAACAUUAGUAAAUGCAGAGACACGAUCUUUUAUGAACGGCCAUUUCAUGUUCUUAAGAAAUCACAUAAUUAUGAACUUUGUUUAAACCGAAUUUUGCUCCUUCUUCGAGUGUGAACUUGGAAGGAGACGUAAUUUUGUACCGAAUGAGCAGAAGAACAAAUAUUUGUACACAUAAUUUCCAUGAAAUAUAAUAGAAUUUUAGGGGCAUUGAAAACCAAUGCCAAAAAUGAGUGCCAAAAAGUAGUCAUUUUUACAAAACUUUGUUUUCGCAUGCGAACGGAAAGAUGUUCUUUCGAAAGCCAGCAACGGAAGGUAAGUGAACUGCAAGAUGUUUGAUUUCAAAACCCUACUAAGGUAAUCCUUUCGAAACGAAAACGCGUUUCAGAAUUUUGGUUAACAUUUCAUGAGUUAGCACAUCUAAUGUACAGACACUCGUGAGAGGGGUGUGAAUUGUGUCGUGAUGGGUGCCAGAGGCGAAGAGAUGCUUCAUAAUUUUUAGGUUUGACACGCCGUAUCCGGCGGGGGGGGGGGAAUGAAUGACGCGUCGACGAGAUUUAGCACAGCCGUCUAUGGAUUAACAGCUGUUGUUAUAACGGUGGGUGAAGGUAAAUGAGCCGUUGCAGCGUCCCACGGAGACCAAUGGCACAGCGGUGUACGUGCGCGCACCUGUCCAUAGGGAGGGCAGAGGUAAGUAUGGGAGUUCAAUUCUAGUUAACAACAUCAUAGGCGCAGCAUUGGCAUAACUGUAUCUUACACUUAUAGACUAAAAGAUUAUUUCCCGGGAUGUAUCGUAAUUUCGGAAAAGUUAAAACUACCGUAGACAUGCGACGUUCGUUUAUAGGAACGAGAAGGAAUUAGAUUUUCGAGGCCGAUUACAGUGCGUGAACGAUCUCAUGAAAUGUUGGCCGAAAUUAUAAAAUUCGUUUUCCAUUAGAAAAGAUUACUUAGUUAGGGUUGUAAUAUCGCUUCGCGUACGAUCUAAUCCCAUAAAAUUUCGGACUCACCAGGACGACGGCUUUUUAAUGCACUCCUUUUUGACCUCCUGCAGAAACAGUACUCGGUAAAAAAAUGACUACUUAUGUAGCAUUCAUUUUUCCUGUGAGUUUUCGAUGGUCUUAGAAAUUCAAAUAUGUUCUAUAGAAAACGUGCACAAAAUAAGUUUUCUUUUACUCAUUUGAUAGAAAAUAACACUGUCUUUGCAUUUUAUGCACGAAGAAAAUGUUUAUUUAGGUUUUAAAAAAGUUUCUAAUUUUGAAAUUUCUAAGACUAUGCGAUGUCUAUGCAUACAGGACCGCGCAUGUCCGUUUACCACUGCUCCUCGUAAAAUGUGCAACACAGUUCGGACCCAUUGCGAAAUUUAAUGAACUCUAUAUGCUAUACUAUUGAAGGCAUAGAGGAAUAUGUGAUUUUCGUUACGCGGAAAGCAUGCGACUUGUUGGCUGAAAUCGCUGAACACUGAUGCAAUGACAGAUCAGGCUCAAAAUAUUCGGGCAUUGGGAAACUUUUUUUAAAACCUAAAUAAACAUUUUCUUCGUGCAUAAAAUGCAAGGACAGUGUUAUUUUCUAUCAAAUGAGUAAAGGAAAACUUAUGUUGUGCACGUUUUCUAUAAAACAUAUUUGAAUUUCUAAGAUCACCGAAAAUCCACAGAAAAAAUAAAUGCUAUAUAAGUAGUCAGUUUUUGCCGAAUACGGUUUCUGCAGGACGUCAAGAAGGCGUGCAUUAAUAAGCAGACGUCCUGGCGAGUCCGAAAUGCUAUGGGAUUAUAUCGCACACGAAUCAAUAUUACAACCUCAUCUAAGUAUUCCUUCCUAAUGCAAAACGAAUUUUAUAAUUUCGGCCAACAUUUCAUGAGAUCGGUCACGCACUGUAAAGGUAGCACCUGUGCAUUCUCGAGUACAUUAACAGACGGGGAUGAAACACCCCAGCCUCAUAGGUCAGAAAGCAUUGUUUUAGAUCGACGAAAACGGUGGUGGAAACGCAAGCUAAAAUGCGGUCCUAUUACGUAAGCGACAUCUGUGUCUGGAAAGACUAUGAACUGGAACAAUAACAUCAGUCUGAUGGUAACUUCCGAGCCGUAAAAUACAUAUUUUAAGACGCAACAGGAAACCAUCUGCUGUCUCCCAACGCAAGUGUACAAAGCUGGCGGCCUCGCAGUCAGCAUGCACAGAAAAACUCUAGUGUUGAGAUCAUCCAUCAUGCAGCCUACAAAAGCCGUUUUUGAACUAUUUUCCAUCAAGACUUUCGAUACCGUAGCAUCGAAUGUCUGUGUAAGAAAGAACAAGUUUACUUUUGAAGUUAUUCCUUCCAAAGAAAACCCAAAACGUUUUGUUAAAAACCUCUUUCAACUGCCGAAGGCAACUGCAAGGCCUGAACUCCAGUAUAUAAGAAGCACUGCAAAUAUUUGAUUCCUCGGCUUACGUACAAAGAAUUUUUGCAGUAAUCACUUGACAACUAAGCCACCUUGUCAUCUGCUCUACCAGUAAGCCGAUGUUCGUUUUGUGCGCAAUAGUAUUCAGAAUAACGAACCCUUUUCCCAAAGAUCACCAAAUUGGUGUCAUUUACCGCAUCUCUUGCCCCAAUUACUCAUGCGUUUACAUAGACCACACGAGCCGGUGGCUUCGAAUCCGCACUAAUGAAUACCAUGUGACAGUCCUUUCAAUUCGAACGCUAAUGGGAUUCUCACCAUAUCCAGCGCCAAACAGGCGGGGGAAUUGCUCGAGUCUUGUUGGUCCAAUAAUGACAGCACUAACAGCUAUUUUUGCCUUUAUGCCCAUUACGAGGGCCUGCGGUCACGUAGCGGCCGAGAACGAUGUAACAUAACAUACCGUUUAAUAUAAAUUGUGUUGGAUAGAUUUCGGCGAAGAAGGCUAUCACAGGUAUUCAGGUGGACAGAGUAAAAAGGUUCAGGGAAAGUUAUGAGAUAUAUUUUAAGCAGAUAGGGUCUAAGACAUAUGAAAGUCGCAGACAAUAGAAUAUGACAAAUGCAGUCGCACCGUAGAAAUUAUUUCUCUGAAUGGGAAAAGGCCCCACACUGCCUGCUUAGCUGCUCGUGGGUGUACAGUGCUGUGGGGGACGGCAGGGAUUGGCCAUGGUGGAUGCUGUCGUAGGGAGAGAGAAGAGGUUUACGGAAAAAACUUGCAGGCGGUUGUGAGACGAGGCACACGGGUCAUCUCUGUCGUCCCGAAUCGGCGCUAAAGUGCCCUUAGUCUGUUAAAAAUGUCCGGUCGAUACCAUGGUGCGCUAGGAAGGUACACUGACUUGUGCCGAUCUUUAAAACAAUAGGUGCUGGUCCAUGCUCGACCUUAAAGAACCCUGCCGACACAUAAGUGCCUCCCGCCCUCCCUCCUACAUGACAUGCCAUUCAACUAUCACUGCACCCGGAUCUCUGCUUCCAAGAACGUCUACAUAUCUGUCUGCCUGUGCCUCCAAGCAGUCUAGUGCGACGGUCCCACCUCAGACAAAUAAUUUUGCCUCAGGUCUUGUUGGUGCUGUUAACUUGAAGAUCAACAAGUGCAACUCUAUUUUUUCUGGCGAGUCCUUUUCUUUCGUAUGGGCAUAAUUACUCAAUUUAUUUUGUUUUAAAAGUCUCUAAAAAACUGGUAAUUUGUUCACAGAAAAAAUCAGGACGAAGCUAUCUCUUGGCAACAAGACUUUAGGCUUACUCUUCGUCCAAACUUUUCUCUAAAAUGCACUGUCGACUGUUGUUUAACAUGCCAUUUAUUGAAACCUUUGUAUUGGGAAAGUGAUUACGUGAUGCUUUUUGGUGUAUAACCGACGGUAGUCGAAGAACUGCAAGGGCAGAAAACGCUCUGGAAUGAUUGCGACGCAGCCAACGUAAUCGAACUUCAGAGCAUUUUGAGGCAUCUGUGAAAGCAUGCAAGUAGGGUUACAAAAAUAUGUGGGGCCGCAUAUCGGUUGGAGACCGAAGUGGAUAAAUCUAAAUAUAUCCAAAUAGAAACGACAAUGCAGACGGUGUUUUAACAAGCUCAAAUCAGUUAGCCUGAUGGAUUUACCAAAGGUCUGCCACUCGAGAACACCGCUUAGAAAUGAGGUGAUAGAAGGUCACAAAACAAUAUUUUGUAAAUAGGGAAAUAGAAUGUAUAUGUUUGUUCAUUGCAAUAUUUGAGUUAACGUUGUUUUUUGUCCAAUAUUCUUUCAUGCAAACCUUGAGCAUCUCAGACUAAACUAUAAAACCCUAUGAAGAUGUGCAUAUUGGUUCUGUCAAAACACUAAACACGAGCAAAUCAGUAUAUCGCAUAAUCAACUGAGAUUGGCGAAGGUUGAACAAAUGGGUUGCAGCCAUGAUAAGUCAGGAAAAGCUAGCUGUUUAAACAUCCAAAUUAUAAAGACCAAUUCACCCCAUUUAUUAUUCAUGUGAUCGCCUGUUAAAGAGCUCUGUUCUGAAAAGACGAAGCUUAAUGUAAUUAAGCAAGCAAAAUGAUCCGGAUAAGACAGAGGUGGGUUAAGAAUGAGUACAGGUGACGUGGCCGUUUAAAAAGUCGUUAAAAUAUCGUGCUGCGAAUCGGGUUCACAAACUGCUAAAAACAAAAUAAAGUUAUGGUUGGAUAACGAAAAUGUUCACCUCCACAGUUAAAUAAUCACCAAGACUUACAAUAAAUGUUUAAGUACGCCAUCUGUAUAACAAAAUAAAAACUUUCGUUGCUGACUUCAAUACCUCCUUCUAUUUUUGCUUUUCGCUGUCGCCGCUUUCUACUGCAGAUUUUAGUGAACGAGAGCCUUACUAGAUGUCUAUCGCCCAGGUCAAAAUCCUGCAGUAUACUUGUCGGAUUAACUCCCGAAACGGAAAAACCCAUCCUCCAGUUUGUGCGACUUAAAACGCCAAUAGAUCCAGGAGGCAUAGUUGAAGUUACCUGCCCUCUGGAAUUCAUCAUCAUUUCCACUACACCAUAUGCGGAAUUAGAAAGGGAAACAGUUCAAAUCGGACGCAUAUUUGGGAUAUUGCUAGUAAGCAAAGUAAGAAACUUGGCUAAAAUAAAUUCUUUGACUUAUUCUGCACAAUAAACGUUGUGAUAAUUAUUGAAGAGCUUUUGAACUGAGAUGAAAGAAUGCAAGGCAAACUGUGUCCUCCCUAGUAUUUUCAUUUCACUAAAUUACCAACUCUUGGACACAUAAGAUGAUGUUUGUAAACCUCUCAAAAAUGCGAAAAAGUAGAUACGUUGUCUUGAUAUUAGAUCACAAAGUUUAAUGUCGUGAGAGAAGAGAAGUUGGGUAUGAAAAUAGGAAAGCGGACAUAUCAAUUCGAUUAAAUGUGGCAGUUAGAAGAAACGUAUACGGACAUUGCAAAAAGCUGAAUCUAGAUUAUCCUUGUCUUUGGUUCAAAUUUAAUAAAAUAUGACAUAGAGAAUCAAAUGUUCUGACGAUGUUUAGAGUAAUGGCUCUGGCUAAAUUAGAUAUUUUGAUGAUUUCGCGUGCAGAUUAUUCCUUUCUGACAUGGAUCAUAUUUAAAUAAAAAUCAGCAUCCUUGAUAAAUCUGCAUGGGGAAGCUUGCAGGGCAUUUUAAUUUUGAUGAGGGUUUCCUAGUCUUCCUAUUUAAAUGACCAUAGCUAUGAUUCCUCUUCUCAGUUACCAAAAAUAUAUGAUAUUUGCAUCUCAAUAAAGCCACUUAUUAUUUUAAUGGCGGGACAGUUGUUAUAGGACCAAUACAUGCAUUUUAAAAACUAAUGGCUUUCCUUCAUUUGACGGUAAUGUUAAAACCGUUGGAACCUAUUACGAAACGUCAUGUUUUCUUUUUAUUGCAGUGUUUUAAACGAAUACAAUUAACGACUUUGGAAAGGGUUUUUAGAGAAUGCAAUAAAUAUGUUUAUCUCCUAAUAUUUCUAUGUCCAUUAUGCGUACGCAUAUUAUAUCCGGGAAGAAGAUUAUAGCAACAUGUGUCAUAGCGUAAUCCACUUAUCAACAAGUAUAAAGUUUACAAAUUAAAAACAAUGUGGCCAAAAAUCCUCCACGUUAAGUUGUGUGUGCUCUGUUGAUCGCUUUCCACAGGUUUGAACAGCAAGUCGGUCUAAGUAUACGACAGAAUUCCAUAUCAGCAGAGAUCAAAAAUAGUAUUUAAAAUGCUCUGUUUCCUUGCCGUAUAAAAACAGAUUAGCAUCAUUAUUUAGGUGUCAACAUGUAGCUGGCCUCUUGAUGUUUAAGUAUACAGCUUAAGGUGAGUGUAAAGCCUGCAAUUAGCGAGGUCUACGCCUUGAAAUCUGAACCAGUACUACUUGCUCCCUAAUCGACGUUCACUCGCGGCUAGGCCAUACGUUCAUUGUGUAUGCAUAGGCGCACUAAAUUCAACUGUAUUGUGGAUUCAUUCGUUAAUUUCUGUAAAAUAUGAGGCAUUUGGCAACACAUCCAGUAGGUGCGAGUGCUUCUCCCGUUCAUGGGAUAGGCUGAAAGUAAUCGCGAAAAUUAUCUUCUCCUUAGAGCGCAAUUUUGGGUUUGAAUUGUUUCCUAAAUCCGCCUACUGUAUUUGGAUAUAAUAUUGGGUGUCCGAGUAGUCCAAGACCACAGGUUUAAAAGAGCAGGUUUUUAGAUUACAGCUCCUAAAAAGAAGGGCCUAAUUUAUUUUUCAAACCGACUUUUGAUAAUCACAUUGGUGCAACUUUUAAUUUUCUCUUAUUUUAAUUAAAAGGCAUUUUGCCAGGCGUGUGAGCGCGCUGUCAACAGCGACGACAUUUACGCUGCAUGCAAGAAACAACUAGGGCACUGGACUGUCCAAAGUGAGGAGCGGGGAUCCGGCCAAAGAGUCAGAGCAUUCGUCGAAUCCGAUCCAUUUGAAGACACGGAAAUAGAAGAAGGUUCGCAAAAUUAACCACCUUGCAACGGCUAGAGCACUAAGAGUUCUUGGCUUUAACGUUUCCUAACAUAAAGAGAGGCGGGUUUGUGAUGGUAUUCCCGGAAAUGUCCACUUUUACGUCGCAGUAAUUGUGGUACAGUUUUCCCGGAUAUUUUCCGAUAGUACAAUGUACGUUCGACAAUUGUAACUUUGCGAACUUUAAAAUAAGGCAAUGCAGGUUACGAAAACUACAGAGGGUUGUUACAAUCUGCUAUGAUGUACAUGUUCAGAUCGCCAGUGCUGCUAACUGUGGAUAAUUUUUCAGAAAACUGCUUUGCGACAAAGCUAAGUAAAGGAUAAGUAACUCAUCCAAGCGCCGAUAUUGAGCCCCCCAGCUGGCAAAUCUAAAGUUUUAAAAAUUACAGAAAUGAAUCCAAAAUGGUUCGGUGAACAAGAUGCCUGAAUACAAUAUGUGCUUUUUGGGUCGCAGGCUACUGCAGCGAAAGCCAUCCCACUGCUGAAGUCAGUUUCGGAUCUCCAAAUAACAACCGACAACAGAAGACAUGCCCAUGCUGGACACGUACAAGAUGUCAUAGCUAAACUUACUGUCACAAAAGCUUUUAGUUACUUUUGAAUUUUGCGUACCUGGGAAUGCCUGUUGACUGACAAUCAAUUUGAAUAUUCCUGUUCAAUUUUUGUGACCUUUUUCAGAAACAUCUGUUACGUCUGCGACUUCCGAAUCACCUUCCAGCAACGGGAAGCCGAAAUCUCUGAGGAGCAGGUGUUAUCACCAACUCUGUCCACCCUUACAUGAUCUCGCCCUUGGAUUAGUUACUCUCAUAAAGCGAUACCCGAGUGAUUUCAGGGACGCUUUUGUCAAUGGCAAUGCCAGUGUGACUUUUAAAAGCAUCGUAUCCCUCUAUUUUGUCAUCUUUCCGGCCGCCAUCACUUUCGGCACUCUAAUGGGUUUGUUGCAUUUGAACACGGCAACUUCGUUUUGAUGUUUUGAUGGUCAGAAAAUCUGCAGAAUUGCGCUUGAUUCCAGAAGAAAAACAUAACACAACAAACGCUUGCGCUCCAAAGCGUACAUACGUGGAUUUUUUCUUAGAAGAGUGAAGCUUGGCUAGGUGUCGAAUUUUCAACUAUCAAUCUGAUGAGCAAAACACAUUUUUAAAAAAUGUCCUAUCCAGAAGAAGUAUAUUUGGUGACUCUAGCAAGCAAUAAAAUUCGAAACAACUGUUUACCAGACAUUCUCUAGUUGCCCAUCUAAGAACAACGUGACAAUGAAACUUAUAUCUUUUCAAAUGUUUUCUCAAAAACUGUCCGAAUAACGUUUAGUUUCGCGUUUAUCUUUAAUUUCCGAAUUGGAUAUCGGUUAUUUACCAAGAGAUUCUCAACAGCAUUUUGGGAAGUGGCCAAUAAGUACCUGUGUGCUAACAUUGGAUAACAAAAGGAUGUAGGACCCUCAAGCUGAUGUCAAAUCUAAAAAAAUAUCGUAAAAUUCUGUGUGACUAUAAACAUCACUUAUUAUUCACAAUUUCCGUUGUUUUAAAUUUACUCCCCCUCCUGGUUAAAUGUAAACUUAUCAUGGGCGUUUUAUUCAGAGUCCGUUAUUUUUUGAAAACUGCUUUUUGUAUAUUUUUUUACUUAUUGCGCUAACUUUCAUUGCCAAAUGACAACGUACGAUAAGACUUUCGGCAAAAAUGUAUUUAUCUUUUGUGCCUUCCUUCUUUCCGUCACGUGCGUUGCUCCACCUGUAAAACACUCUUUAACACCAUUCAUUGCAUGACACGAUCUACAGGCUAUCUCAAAUUAGUCGUUGCCAAACAUUGUAAGAAUUGUUUCUGUCGGAAAUCACACUUUACUUCCAACUGUCCUCAGUCAGGGACAGCUUUUGUCUGCAAAAACUGGAUUUCUUUGACAACAGCAAUCACGCAAUAGCAGUUUGGCAACAUUUUAUGCAAAAUGUCAAAGAACAUACUAGGUUAAAAAGCAGUAACUAGAGCCGUUUAGGCCUCAGGCAAGUACUGAACGGAACAUCUUAUGUAUGUCAAGGAUUUCGUCUUGUGCUCUUAGACCUAGAUCAAGAAUGGGCCUGCUGGGACGCUUGAUGUAACUUUACGAAACUUAUUAGGUGUGAUCUUGAUGCUAUAGUGUUAAUCCUGAACUGGUGACUUACGACUGCGCCUAUUGUACUUGAAGAAGCGGUAUGAGUAGGAUUUAACAAAGGCAACUAUAUUCGCGCUUACGGUUUCUGACUAGGUUUUGUUUAUAUGCCAUGUAGACAAAAUCACACAUGUUUGUACGCUGUUAUGAAGAAGUAAUAUGUGUCUCAUAAAUUUAUUAUAUAUAUAUACAUAUACGCAUCGUAUUGUUUUCUUCAUAUGAGAUAUUAAUAAACUAAAAAACAUGAUACCCUAUGGCUGGAAACUUCACGAUCUUGAAAAAUCUUAGAAGUACAGGCUUUUUAACUAGAAAGUUACAUAUUCAUUGGAUAAAACUUAAAGUCAAAAUAUUUUAAAAUUACUAAAGCAAACACUACAACUGAAAUUCUACCCACGCGAUCCUUUCUAGCUGAAGACUCGUUCAAAAUUUCCGUUUACAUUUUUUGAGGCAGGUCGGGUAUCGUACACACUAGAUAAACAAGAGCCUUUUACAAACUUUCACCACAAAGUCUUGUUUGCAAAGUCUGUUCACGGAAAACGUAAAACCAAGUCGCCGUGAAGAAUAGUGAACACUGAUGUUCAAAGGCUUUAAAAUACUUUAAAAAAGUCAUCAAGUUUCUGAAGUACGCAGUGCAUUCUUUUAUAUUCAAAACUUGUAUUUCCUUUUUAGCACACGUGGACCCGGCAUACACAGUGUCUAAUAGUAUCUUGACAAGCGGCAUUAUAACGGUACUGAAUAGCAUGUUCGCAGGCCAACCAGUUGCCAUUGUUGGCCCCGCGGGGGCUGGGUUUCUGAUGGAAAAGAUGAUUGCAAGGGUGAGUGUGAUCUUUUUGUUUUAUAAGAAAUAUUUGUCCCCGCUUAUAAUGAAAUAAAAGCAGACAUGAGGAAGAAUCACCAUACAUAAUCCUAUAUUUGCCGCACACUUGAAAAUGAGUAAAAUCAAGGAAAGUCUAAAAUAAAGGCAUUUUGCUAGACAUAAUUUUAAAUAACUAGACUGUUCGUAUUUAGGUCAGUUUAUUAAAAGUCAACGGAUUUUAGAGUUAAUAACGGAACUAAAGAAUCACAAGAGUUUCUAAAAAGUCAAUCCUCUCAAUUACACGCGACAAACAUUGCAUUAUACGCAAACAAAACUCGUUGCAAAUAUGCGACAAAGCUCCCAUUUGCAAAAUAAUCGUUCUUCUGUCCUUCUGUUUACAAAUGUUUGCGCCUUUCGAUUACUUACAAAAGUGCCGUUCCUUAAAUCACCUUUUUAUUUACCCAACUGAGAAAAACUCGAUGGGGUUCGAACCUACGCGUAAGGGGAAGGCCUAAGUACAGCCAACGCUCUAACCACUUGAGCUAAGAGGUCCCGCCGGACGACGCGAGUUUAAUCACAUUUGGGUCAACUUACCCACCCAAUCUACUGCAACGUCUGGAUUCCAGCAAAUCUGAUGCAGUAAGUUGACUGCCCGAGUCGUUCGGUGGGUCCUCGUAGCUCAAGGGGUUAGAGCGUUGGCUGUGCGAAAGCCUUCCCCUUACUGCGUCGGUUCGAAUCCCACCGAGGCGCCGCAUUUUUCACAGUUGGGUCAAUUUGAAUUUUUGAAAAUCAGUCAAAACAUCUAUGAAUUAAACCACCUUGGUUACGCAUCACUGUACUCCCUUUAGUGUGUAUGUUUGCUUUUUGUACUUGUCCCAAAAGUAAAAAUAUGCGUAUCAGGUGCUGGUCGACGAGCGUUUUAGAAAUUUUACCGGGUACAUUUUACUUCCGGGCACACAAGGAUGCGCCGUAUAGCACACAAGCAGCAGAUUUCUAAUAAGACUCUGCGUCGGCUCUGUCGUCUUAUAUGAGAGCAUGAAAGAGGCCGUGGAGCCUUGACGGUUUUGGGGGAGAUAAAUGUGCUGUUAUUGCAUUGACCGACAGUGGUCUUCGUUUCGCGGAUUCCAACUUUAUUUGCACUCAAUGCGGGGUUCUAAAAUUCAGAAUUGCCUGUUAAAUCGGAUUAAGCAGUCUUUCCGCGUGCCUUUAAACACUGAAGAUGUAGUUUUUGUCCACGACAUGACCUGAUGUUGUGGAUAAAAUUAUUUGCACAUAAAUGAAAGAGAACUUGCCUGAAGACACAUUCAUACGGGAGUGCUACAGCUAGAAGGAUCUGUCAGCGUAAUUCCUCAUAACUAACAGAAACUCAUUCCCACAAAAACGUUAUUUAUUCCGUGGGACACAGAUUGGUUGUCAGGAGUGGAAAAGGGCACCUGAGUCAAGAACUUCCUAAAUCGUUGUUCACAAAAUUUUGGUCCAUCAACACGUGGGGACAGAGCAAUUAGACACAAUAAGAGCUCGCGUGUAACAGCGUUUGCAAAUGGCAUUAUUAAAAGGCUACAUUCUGAUUACGCAUUUUGUUUAUACCAAACACAGGGAACAAAAAUAUUGCAUUUAACGGCUAAAAUACAAACCAUCAAACAAUUACUGUGUCAGCUACGAUCACUUAUGGUAAGUGCUAAAACUGCCGGAAUUCGGCAGCUAUGUGUUGCGUUCCCAACGGCAUCCCAUUACUACAACGUCUGUGUAAUUCAGCCAACAUUUUCUGCCUUUGGAUCAGAAGCUGGGUUUAAAGAUCUAAGUAAGUAGGGGGCCAUCUCUUCUACCGCACUAACCGGUCGGCAUUAGUUGGCAGUUCAGGUUCGACAGUGAAAACCAUCCGAGAGUACUUAGGGAUAAUUUAGGUUUUAUGGUGCCCGUCCUCUGCUGUGGCAGUUUAGGUUUUUUACAAAUGCCAAUCAGUCAUGUCUCUAUGUGCCGUUCCUAUUAUAGGCGCGAGAUAUCUAUAGAAUGUGAAGAUCAUAAACGGCGGGAUUGCGUUCCGAAGGGGUUUGCGCCGCCAGCAAUUAAAUAUUUUCUCCACGUUCUCCAUUUGGGGAUAGUCUUGCACGGUUUCCUCUUUAUCGUUCUUCCCAGAUUUUCCAAUCUUGUCCGUCCCUUUAGCUUCUCGUUUGGUUUAAACAAACCGUAUCCAUUAAGAUCUGAAAAUGCAUCUUAAAAGACAUCUCCACCAAUAAACUGGUCUGUAUCCCGUCCUCUGCUUGCAAGUAGAAGGUCGAUGGGGCUAGACAGUUGCCCUCGUUUUACUCAUAUCGGACAGUAAACCUGCGGAAAAGAAAUCCGCCAGCAGCUUAGUUCGGAUAUGAGAAUUCGCAUCAAUCAAACGUUAUUUUAUUACGAACGUCCCCUCAUGCAUCUGAAUAACCAUGAUUCUUGUUUGUUAAGGGCGUCUCGAAAUAACGAUUGGGAUAGCCUCUCCAUUUGUCGGCGUCUGUCCUAUGAAUGACUAUUUUUUGCGCAGUUUCCCCCGGAGAUCGUGGGCGAACUAGGUUUCAGUUAAAGCGACGAUUUUAGUGUUAGUUGGGGAAAACAUUUUCUUCUGCCCACAGCCAUUGUUUACGAAACCGAGUACCCUGUCGUACAGAACUUAAAUGGGGUUUUAGACUGAAGCUGCGACGGAAGUAUGAGUUAUUUUUAUGUCUACUACGGGUGGAACCAGUAGACAAUCGAGUUAUUCUAAGCUAUGAGGUCACACCGAGAACGAAGUCGCUUAGAUACAUAAACCAGCUGCAACGGGUAUCCAGAUUUGUCUCUUCAUAGCUUCCUAUUUUAACGAUUUUUUUUGGAAAAAUGGGUAGGGAAACAAAAGCCAGUGCAUUUAUUCCUUCACAACGAUUUCCUGCCUAUUUGAAGCGACGCGUAAGGUUACGUUUGCAAACUAACAAUCAACAGUCGUGCGGCACAUAUUUGUCUUCUUAGAUUACCUUCUAUUCUACUGUACCCCAAAACAUGCCUCUUUCCUCGGAUCAGCCGGCCGGCAUAAUAUCCGUUCCUGUUCGACAAUACAAGUCGACUCAAGUAACUAGAGCAUGAAUCAAGUUUGAAUGAGUCAGCCAGACGCAAAGAUAUAUUUCGCAUUAUAUCGCGUUCAUCAUCUCCCGAAGAAGACGAAGAAGAGAGGCGAAUUCAUGGACCAUAUUGUAUUCAAACGGACGUGUCGGAAACUUCCUCGUGUCUAUCAUCAGAGUAGCGUACCUGUUGUUCCUGUCGGCAUUCAGCUUCGCGGGCGCAUCGGUGAGACAUUGUUCGGCUUUGGUCACAUGAUCUCUUGCCCCCAACUCCGCUCGUUUCCAUGAGCGUGGACUCUCGGUCUCGCGUGCUGGCUUGCCUUACUGGUCCUGUCCGGAGUGAUCCGAGCCUUGUACGCAACGCCCGGUAGGCGAAAUGGAGAUCGGUUGAGUGUGCCAGUCCUGUACCAUUUUUCGAGCACCAGUCUGGCCAUCUUCUCAUUAGCUCGACCAAUAACCCUCGCUUUCUCAAAGGCCAAAUCGUGGUUUAAUUCUCGCAUGUGGCCGCUCGUGUGUGCUCGCUUGACUGUCAUCAUGGAUAAGGCUGAGUACUGCACAAAACUAGGCAACCUCUUGAUGGACAAGGAAACUUAUGCGUCCUCGACCGUCAGCGAGUGUAAAAAGCUCGUAAACAGCAUAAACAAUACGAUCGGCAAGCGGGAGCCCUUACGAGAAGGAAAGCGUUGGCCGCAAAAGCCAGUGAUGCCGCGAUGGCGCGCUUCUACGGCCUAGCAAAUGUCUACAAGCAGGGGGUGCCGCUACGCCCCAUCGUCUCCUUUCGUGGUGCCCCAAACUUUGGGCUGUCAAAGUGGCUAUAGCAGCGACUUUGUUUCCUUACCAAGGAUUCGGAGUGGACAGUGAAGUCGGCUGAAGAGUUCUUGACGUGCAACAAACAUCCAGAAGUGGAGGCAGAUGAGGUGGUGGUGCCACUUGACAUGAUCUCAUCAUUUACCUCCAUCCCACCCGCGCCGGCUACCGACACCAUUGAUGGCUUUCUCCGGGAAAGGUAUGAUGAGACCGACCAUCAUCUCAAACAAGCACACAUCAUCGAGCUCCUACAAUUGUGUCUUAAGACCUUCUUUACAUUCAACGGCGUCAGCUUAAUCCUUAAGAGUCGAAACUGUCCGGUGAAUGCUGAUAACAUGUUCGAAAGUGAGGUGAUGGAACGACAAACGACAGCCUGGUGGUUCCGUAUGAGGGUAAGAACAAAUUAACUGUGAACAGCUGACUUCCGAAACUAGUAAGUGAACAGUUUCACAUUAGUGACAGGGAACGAAACCUGCCAAGAAACAAGUGCGCAUAUCAGCACUGCAUUGAGAGAAAACUAAGUCAAACAAGGGAACAGUAAAUUACACGGAGAGGCUUACUUCCUGGACUGUCAGGGAAUCUGUGAAAACCGGCAACUUGGAACCUUCUCAUUCUACUUAACCCUCGCUGUGGUUGCUCAAUUGCAUGAUGUGCAGUUAGGACAUGCCUAUCAUGAUUACGAUAGAUGAGGAAGAUUCUGGAGUAUUAGUAAUCCUCACAUGAGUUCAAACUAAGGUAAACUAUAUUCAGACUAAACGUUAUGGGACUCGUACAAUAACACUUGAAGGCGUUGAUACGCCUUGAUAAUUAUUAGGCCACAAGAUACUGCGCUUCACCAUCCGACUCAGUGUAAAUUGAUGCUGUUAAAUUGCAAAUCUUGAGCUUGGGUCUGCUUGAAAUAAGGAGCUAGCUUAUCCUAGGGUUUUCAGUUUAGGUAAACCGCUUUUUAUUUGCAUAAUACUAUGCUGUAUUUUUAGAUUAGUUUAUGCGUAAAUUUUAGUGUAAAAGACGCUAGGGCACACGGUACAAGGACCUGUGAGUAUAGUCGCUCAGGUUAAUUAGAGAAGCCGGAUUCUCUUUCAGGGUUUCCGCAAAGGUCUUACCUAUAUUUAUAUAGAUCAUAAUAAAAUUCCGCCAUUGUAUCACAUCUCCGUAGCAGCUGCUUCUGUCCAAACUAUUCUUAUCUGCCCAUAUUGACCGCUGAUGAGGCUUUUCGGAUAUAUUACUCAUCCACCGCUGUGUGCUAUUGCUUAAAAUAAUAAAAAUAGGUGUGCAGACUAGGGAUUUGGGCAAGCAUUGGAGUGAGCUUGACAUUUUUAAUAUCAUUUAUAUUAAAGGCACUGACGAAUGAAUGUAGAACUACGAGUCUCAGAUUGACUUUUCAAAUAAGAUACCUAUUAAUAAUUGUAUAAUUAACAUGUCCUUGCCCGACACUGCUGAAGGAUAACAUCGGUACGCCGCCAAAACGUCAUGCAACUUGUUGUUUAGACAUAAUAACACUUUUUGGGGCGCUAAAAUGACAAGUAUUUUAUAAUGCGUUACACAGGAAGCGAAGGAACUGAAGAUGAAUUACUUUAUCUUCCGAGCAUGGGUUCUAGUUUACGAGAUUGUCAUGGGAAUUGUCUUAUUGUUCCUGAACGCCUCCGCUCUGGCUCUACGUGCAAAGAAGUCAAUGGAAGAGCUAUUUAUUGCAUUUAUCUGCGGCUUUCUCAUCAUCAAAGCCAUGUUUUCUUUGCUCAGGGUAGGUAUGUCUGCAUUGUCUUUAACCGUUUAGUACCGUUAUCAAUAAGAUGCACUGCUAGUGCAACAUUUUUGGGAUUUUCUGUUUGCAUUUGGCAAUAAAGUUCCAUCCCAUUCCGAUUUACAGUGAGUGACCGAUCUCAUGAAAUGUUGGUUGAAAUUCUGAAAUGCGUUUUCGAUUAAAAUGGAUAACUUGAUCGCGGUUGUAAUAUUGAUUAUCUUAGAGCAUACCCUUAUAACAUUUCGGACUCGGCAGGAUGCCGCCUUUUAAAUACUUUUCUUUUCAAUCUCCUAUAGAAAGUGUACUGGAUAAAAAAUGACUACUUAUGUAGCAUGCAUGCUUCCCAUUGAUUUCCGAUGGUCUUGCAAAUUCAAAUAUAUUUUAUAGAAACCAUAAACAAAUGUAUGCUUUUUUAGUCAAUCAAUAGAGAACCACGUCCAUAAAAUUUUUCAAUGGAUUCGGACCAUGUUGUACAUUUCAUCAGGAGCAGUGGUAAACGGCCAGGCACGAUGCUAUGUGAAUGGACAUUUCGCGGUCUUAAAAAGUCUCAUGAUGAGAAACUUUUUCAAAACAUAAAUAUAUUCCUUCCUUAAGUAUAAAAUAUAAAGAAGACGCGAUUCUCUAUUGGUUGAUUAAAAAAGCAUAUAUUUGUUUAAGGUUUCUAUAAAAUGUAUUUGAAUUUGCAAGACCAUCGGAAAUCAAUGGGAAAAAUGCAUGCUACAUAAGUAGUCAUUUUUUAUCCAGUACACUUUCUAUAGGAGAUUGAAAAGAAGAGCAUUUAAAAGGUGGCAUCCUGCCGAGUCCGAAAUGUUAUAAGAGUAUGCCGCAAGAUAAUCAAUAUUACAACCGCGACCAUUUCAGAAUUUCAGCCAAUAUUUCACGAGAUCGGUCACUUUCUGUACACUCGGUUCGGCAUAAGCCAUGAGUGCCUAGCAUUUUUACUGAAAACUGUACGGUAAUAUGUACUCGGAGUUUGUUUAACCGCGUCAGUUUUGCCAUGCACUGACGUUUCAGACCAUAGAAAAAAUUGCGUUUCAUUAAUUCUGAAAAAAAUACUGUUCAUUUAAUGUUUGGCGCUGCAUGAGCAUGCUCUGGAGUAAAGGAUCAUUCAUAGGUCGAUCACCAUCAGGACGAUUAUCAACGAAUAAAAUGGCGCUCUUUUAAUCUCGGUAAAAGUAUGAUACACUGCCAAUUAUUUUUUGUAAACAUAUCCAGGUGGCAACAUUAAAUGCGCCAUUUCGAGGGUAUUAAACUGAAUUCUGCAAGGCCCCCUUUCACAAUAGUGUUAUAUUAAGAACUUGCAUGUCUUUCUUGUAAAAUUUCUGCAUUAGACUAAAUGUUAAAUCACGUUCGGUUUGUUCACGACGAAUUUAUCUAAUUGCUAAUAGCCUUAGUUAAUAAGAUUAGGUUGACUCGGAAAACCUUGAUUCAAAACUUAGCAUUCUCGGACUAAUUCUCAGUCAUUAGGCUACUUGCUCGGUAAAAUUCUUUUUUACAUAUCGCAGUUCAUUCCAAAAACGUUGCCAUCGUUGAACACAACAUUAACCACAGAGACAGAACUUGUCUGGCGUAAAGCAGUACAGUCGGGCGUGAACGUAUUCAUUGCCCUAUUAAUGGUCUGUUUUUUGGUGACAAUUGUAAAAUUCAGAGAAAGUCACCUAUUUGGACGCCGGGUAUGUAAACUUUUAAAUUGUAUAAUUUUGGUGAUCAAAUUUUGAGUAGCCAUAGCCAGAGGUAUUUUCAGUGAAAAGUGAUAGGACAUAAGCAAUAGCAGAGAAGAGAAAAGUAGUUCCCCAAGAAAGUAUAUAAAGGCAUGUUCCACUUGCAAAAUAGACAAGACGAAACAACUUGUUUAGCAAACUAUUGCUUAUUUAAUAAUUUACCUCUUACCACCUAUACUAAUUCGCAUUGACAGGACAGCCGCUCACAUAUUUCAUGUCAGUCAAACCAGCCAUACACCUAUACCAGUUCGUACAUUUUUCAAAAUAUAAAUAAUUUCUGCGAAGUGUUACCUGCAGAUCCAGGUUAAACUUAUGUUUUGCAAAGUGGAGGAGAUAGCAAAUUUCAAAUUUUCAUGACGCUAAUCAUAGGCGAAAUAGUAGCUUUCCAUAAGUGACCAAAGAAAACAUCGUGGCAACCAGGAAAUGCGCUGCCGACAAUUUGCAUUAGACUUGACACUUAGUUGCCGCAUGGUCUCAUAUUGAUUUAAACAUACGGCAGUAUUUCCGUUUCCGUUGCGCAAGAAGUUCAAUAAAUCAAUAUAUAUUUUUACUUAUUUGUUUGAAUUUGCCAAACGGUCACAAACCUUCCUCAAAGUAAUCGGGUUUUUCCAAAUCUGCGAAAGGCAAUCCCACAAACUGAAAUAAUGCAACUUUCAUAAAUCCUCGUUUUUGAUUUUAAGAUCUAAACGCACCCUUUAAGUAUCGCAAAAUAUAAAAAAGAAUUCAUUCCGAAAGUGCCUAUUUUGCACUCUAACUAAGUGAUUUUAGGGAUUUUGAUCCAUAAUGAGGUUGUUAGCCAUUUAAGCAGGACCAGUUGCAGUUAUGUUGUAGAUCCUAUGAACGUACACAGUCCAUGAGAAGAAGUACGUCACAUUUUGUUCUCCAAAAUAGACAAUGUUGCUUCUGUACCACUGAAGGGACGUUAUCGUAGAUCAAGCAAUAAUACUCUUAUUGCCCCCAUUUUGGAAACCUGAUUGCUUAGCUACAUAUAUAUUCGCCCGUUAACUUUUCAAUACUUAAAAUCAGUAAUAACAGUCUCGGAACGCUUACCUGACAUUCCAAACAAUCUAGGGCAAAUGAUGUUUUUGGUUUAUUUUUGAACAAGUCUCGGAGACGGAAUCAUUUGAUUGAAUUAAUUUGACUUACAUGGGAUCGCGUAUUUUCUUCACAAGUUCCAAGGGGGUUGAGGCUCCCAAAUUUCAUAAACACAUUAUUAAGCAUUUAUGUGCAGUCAUUAAAUUUAACUGAACUACACAAGUGAAUUAAAAACCGAAGGCUGAGAAGUGUAUUAAAUUUUUUCAGGAUUUGUGAAAUUUGGUGCUUUUUGACGGUACUCGACUUAAAACGUGUGUGCCAUUUACGUCGAUUUGAGUGCCUUGGGGAAAGUACUCCCAUAUUUGUGGGCUUCUACAUUUACUAAUACACGCAUAUUUCCUUUCCAUUUUCACAAUAAGACAAUUCUCUAUCCCAAAAGGUGCGUUAUUGGAUCGGUGCUUUAAGUGUUCCGCUUGGGAUUAUUGCAAUGGCCGCCGUGAACAGAAUCUUCUUUUGGACCUACGACAUUGCCAGGUUGCAUAUUACCCCUGCAAAUCACCUCAAUUACUCCUCCUGGUUUAACAUACCGGACCUUGCCCAGAUGACCAACUACGGCACAUUCUCAGCUACUCACGUUCAGGGACGCGCCGUCAUUUUCGGCUUCAUUCUUGGAAUUUUUAUUUUUGUCGAGAUAGCACUAAACAGGUAUGUUUUUGUACGCCUAGACAGAGGUUACCGUGUAAUGUAUUUGGCAGGGCAACGGCCAGCAUUUGAAUAAACAGGACACUAUUUCAGGAAUGCAAUUAAUUUGACUAACGUAAAUGAAUAUAUUCAGUUAGGGAUAUAGGCGCUAACGGUAAGAACCACCGAAUGUUCAAGAGAAAUAGCUCCCAAAAAAUAAGAACGGUAUGCACUCAAAUGUACAUCGUGGAAGGCAGACAUCCCAAGUAAUAUAAGUUAGGGCCACCCUCGAUAUUGAGCACACAUUCACACAGAGCAAAACUAGCAGCAUCAAAGUUUGCCUGUCCAACAAAAAGGCUGGGAGUUUCUUGAAGCCAUGCACUCAUAUGAAUCACGCCUCAAUGGGCACAUUGAGUUGGAUGCUGUGUACGAAAGUUCAUGGCAAAAUGUAAAAGACAAGGAUCAAUCAAUAAAAAUGACGCACACGACAGUCGCCUACUGGCACAAACACCGAAGGAGUAUGGAUUUUUCUGCACGCUUGUUGUUGCGCAUUUACUCAGGUCUGACGAAAACCUAGGGAACUAGCGUGGAAUAUUUACCCCAAAAUUUUUUUUAUUUUAACGAACGUACCCGACUUGAUCUAUAUGUAUAUGUCGAAAGAAAUAAGUUCUUUGGGAAAGAUAAACAAGUUUAAUUGUGAAUUUUUGAACCUGGUUCCCCAAAUCGUCCUCAGAUGUGAAGUAAGUAUGCAAAACAGUCUCGGAACGCCUACCUGGCAUUCCAAACCAUCUAGGGCAAAAUGAUAUUUUUGUUUUUUUGAACAAAUAUCGGUGACGGAAUCAUUUAACUGAAUUUAACUGACUUACAGGAGAUCGGGCAUUUUCGUCAUAAGUUCGAAGAGGCUUGGGGUUCACACAUUUCAUAAACACAUUAUUAGGUAUUCAUGAGCAGUCUAUAAUAUCAACAGAAAAUCUUACAGACGAUGAACGCUUCACAAUCCGGAAUCGCACUGUAACUGCCUUAAUGAGCCGAAACGCCUUUCUAGUACUUUCACACCAGGAAAAAAAGACACUAAAGCAACACAAAGUGAAAAAUCAUUGUCAUAUUUCCUGCGGACAAAAGAGGAUCAACCACGAUUUUAUACAGAGCAGACAAUACCAAAAAGAUGUUGUCAUGAAUAUAGGAUAGAGCAACAUACAAAUCUCUUACCACGGGCCCUACUAAAGCGCAGUCUAUCGCAUUGAAAAAGUCCCAAGAAAUCUUCCAAGAAAAAAAAAAACAAAUAUCAAAAGAUAUUGCCAAAUACUUACGACUAAAUGAACCAGCCAUUCCUAAAAUCUAUGGACUACCUAAGGCUCACAAAACUGAAGUACCACUGCGACCGGUAGUAUCGUUAAUAGGUAUACCUUAUUAGAAGAUUUCUAAAUGUCUCUUCCACAAACUCUGUCCGUCAAGAAAGGACUGUGAAACAUCAAUCAAUAAUUCAGCAGAGUUUCUGGACAAACUACAGGGACUGAGAAUCGCAGCAGAUGAAAUAAUGGUAUUUUUUGGUGUCGUUUGUCUGUUUACAUAAGUACCACUGGAUUUAGCAAGAAAAUUUACAGAGGAGAGUCUCCAGUACUAUGACAUGGAUAUUCCUGCGUUUGCUUUGCAAUAACUCUUAGACCUUUGUCUAGAGACAAACUUUUCACUUGCACAGGAAUACUACCAACAUCUGAAGGGAGCCCCUAUCGGAUCACCCAUAUCUGGUUUUAUCGCAGAAAUCACGAUGUAGAAAUAAGAGGCUAUCACCUUGCUACUAGUUAACCCCAAACUAUGGGUAAGAUAUGUAAUUGACACGUUUGUCAUUGUUAAAACUGAUCAAUUAGAAAUACUCCACAAUAUUAUUAACUCAACACUUCCAGGAAUCACAUGCACACUCGAGAAAGAGGCUGACAACAAACUCCCGUUUCUUGAUGUCCUCGUACAGAGAAAACCAGACGGGACAUUUCACACUUCGGUUUACCGCAAGGAAACCUACGCGGAAACUCUUCUACACUACGAGGAAAAUCAUCCCAUCUCUCACAAACGGAGUUUCGAAAACAGCCUUCUUAACUGAGCAAGAAAACACUCCUCUGACAAAGAAACCCAUUAAACAGAACUGAAUCAAUUGUUCAAACUGUUUUCCCAUAAUAGGUAUCCUAGAUAUUUUGUACACUGGUGCAUGAGACGACAGGAGUUUAAAAGAAAAGACAAAGAACUAGAUUGUUCCGAUCAGGCGUCCAAAUCGAAAAACUGCCGAACACUGCCAUACAGUACGAAUGUGCCCGAACUAGUUGAAAGACACCUGAAGAGGCAUCAAAUACAUGUGGCGUACAAGCCGACGGCUACACUUCUUAAGCAGCUUGUAAACCCUAAGGAAAGGGUUGGCUAUUGAGAUAAGAAGGAAGUCGUCUCUAAGAUACCAUGCAACGACUAAUGCGGUAUACUGCGGCAAAACUAAUAAAUCGGCUCCUACAGGAAUACGCGAACAGCAGUUGGCCGUAAAGAGACGAGAAUACUUGUCCCAAAUUGCCAUGCAUACGCUAGAAACUAGAGAAGAUGUCGCCUGGACCGGGACUCGCAUUGUAGGUGUCUGCUCAUCUAAGAAGUGCCGUAAAUUUUUAGAGACCAUCUGCACUGAUAACGCAUGCAUCUACCGACACGUAUAAUUGGAUGCUGUGUAUAACAGCCUCAAGGAGAAGUGUAAAAUGCAUUGGCCAAUCUGGACAUUACGCCAUCAAGAGUGACAGGGCAAAAUCGAUUUUUAGGCAUGUUUAAAUGUUAGCUGUUUUGCACAUUUACCUUACGUCUGGGGACGACAAGGGGAACCGAAUUCGAAAAUUUGCAAUUAAACUAACUUAUAUUUCUCAAAGAAUUUAUUUCUGUCGAACUAUCAUUCUUGGGACGUCUGUUUUAAAAUUUAUAUUACAUAGGCCGCUCGCUAAGAGCGCAACAGCUGCCAAUAUUAUAUGUGGUAUGUGUCCUAUGACACAGCGUUCUUUGUCGCCAGUAGCAAGCUGGCGGACGGACAGAAUGGAACCAAGUGAGAUCCUAACCACAGCAGUGAGAAUCCAACGCUCACUUGACAUACAUAUAUAUAUAUAUAUAUAUAUUUGAAAUCAAGUACGUUCUUUGGGAAAGAGAGAAAACUUUAUUGAGUAAAUUUUCGACGUCGGUUCCCCGUGUCGUCUUCAGACUAGUGUAAAUGUGCAAAAAACAAAUAACAUUUCAAACGUGCUACAAAAUCAAUACUUAUUUGGUGCCUCAGCUAGUAACCUGCCGUCGUAUGUGUUAGUCCGCAUUGAUCAGCUUUCGUCUCUUCCACUUUUCUCUGAGAUUUUCGUACGUGGCAUCUAACUCGAUAUGCCUGUUGAUGCAUGACUCAUCGGAGUGCAUGGCUUCAAGAAACUCUCGGCCUUUUUUAGAUGGGCAAACUCCGACGAUGCGAGUUUUGUCCCAUGCGAAAGUGUGCCCAGUAUCAAGAGUGUGCAUGGCCAUUUGAGAGAAGUGGUCUCGCCUCUUAACUGCAAGUUAAUGUUCGUGGAUGCGUGUAGAGGCAAAUUUUCCCGUUUGGCCACAAUAUACGGCAUCACAGCCAUCGCAUGGGAUCUUAUAAACGGCUUCUUUUCUAUUGAGAUAGCCAACCCUAUCUUUAGGGUGUACAAGCCGUGUCUGACGACGACACGGGGAACCGACGUCGAAAAAUUUACUCAAUAAAGUUUUCUCUCUUUCCCAAAGAACGUAUUUGAUUUCAAAUUAUAUUUCUUGGGAUGCCUGCGUUCCAAUAUAUAUAUAUGAAUAUUUUGGAUAGAGAUAACGACAAAGAUACGGAGGUCAUUUGGAGCCUUUUGGACUUGGUCGCAGUCAUUGGUACAGUGUGUCCAACCACAGAAUAAAUCCAACGAUUAAUACUCCGGGUUUUUAAACGUUCUACGUUAAGAGGCUAAACAUUCUAACAAUGAGCCUGGGGCUUGUAGCCCUCUUGGCUGUGAUUGGAAUUAUUAACUAUGGUGCGGGGGACUCAUCGACCGAGUUAUAGGAUGAACACGUUGCCGAGCGUUUUCCGUGUGCUCUCUGGUAAAUACAUAUGCUUUUACUGUUAGGCGCUCUAAUACGCAUAUAUAAGAUAUUCACUUUGACACAACUGUGAACAACUCGGUGCCUCAGUGGGAUUCGAACCCAUGACAGUAGGGGAAUGCUUUAGUACCGCCAAAGCUCUAACCAUCAACGUGACUUAUUUAAAGUCUGUUAAACCGUCCAUGAAUUACAUAAGCCUAACAGUCAUCUAGUGAAUUCAAGGUGAAUUGCUUCGUCCAUCCUACUUGGGCAGUCAGCUAACUGUAUCAGAUUUGGUGGAUUUUAAACGUUGCAGUAGGUUGGACUGGUAAACGUAACCGAAAUGGGAUUAAACUCGCGUCGUCCGGUGGGGCCUCGUAGCUCACAAAGUUAGAACGUUGGCUGCACCAAGGUCUUCUCCUUACUGUCGUGAGUCCUAAUCCCACCAAAGCAUCAGGUUUUUUACAGUUGGUUCAAAAUGAAUUAUUUAAAAUUUGUCAAAACACCUCCAAUGUAUAUAGGAUAUCUUGUUUGGCUUUUCCUGGAGUCAUUUGUCGUUGAGCAAUUCUCAUGUUUCUCCGCUCAGAAAAUAAAAUACUCAAAGCAAUGCAAAUUCAGGUGCUGCUCAUGUAAUAAAUUAUGUUAGUGGGCCAUACAACUACUGCAAAUAUGCUGACCAAAUGCCCAUACAUGCGCUAAAUAAUGUGCACUCGUACAUCAUGCGAAUAGUCUAAGUCCCUUUUCUACCUAAACAGUCCUUAUCAGUCUGAUUGUGCAUAAAACUAGACAUUUCAACAUUUCUAGCAUUGUGCCCCUUCGCGGACUGUCAAAGAAACCAAGUCCCAUCGUCGUGGACCAUGUACUGUCUACUAUUAUUUUUCCCCUACUGGCCCUUUUCCUUGGACUGCCAAUUAUGUCCGGCGUACCAAUACGGACGAUUGCAAACAUGGUUGCUCUGGCCAAAGUGGAUCCUCACCCUGCUCCAGGAAAACCGCCAAAGUUAGCAAAAGACCAUGUAUCGUUUUGGAAAUACUUUUACAUGGAUAUUUCAAAAAGAAGUCUAUUUAAUUUCACCAUUAUUUGACAAUUAUGUUGAAGGAGAAUUGUAAAAAAGCAGUAUUACCACAAUAACAGACCAAAUUCAACCUCAACAAUGAAAUCGUUGGUGACAAGAAACGUUUCAAAUGAAUCAAAAAUAAAUAUAGCAUAUUUUUUGUAACUGUAAUAAAGAUUUGCAAACCGUGGAUGUAAUAUUCCAAGAAAUAUCAGAAUUAUGCGGCACGAUGAUUAAUAUUGAAAUCUACUUGCGUAAUCUUUUUGAAUUGAAAAUACACUUCAGAAUCUCGACAAACAUUUCAUUAGAUGCCAUAUAUCAUAUAUGUGUAGUUACAGUAUCGGUAGAAAAUAUAAAAUUUAAUAGUAUAAAAUAAACCUGCAUUGAAAUAAAUAAGUUGGUGCUUACUUAUGUCAUUUAGAGUAGGCAGUUAUUUGUAGGUAAAAGUCAGCAUUGAUAGAUAAAGUCCAAAUGAAAUUUAUUGUGCCAGAUUGAUGGUACAAUUCCAAAAUAGUUGGCUCUGAUAUGGAAAACUUUAAUGUGUUUAAGGACAACAAGCCUCACCAGUAAAAGGAAAAUAUUUUUCAAAGUCAUGGAUUUAUAAAGUUAAAUAAGUACCACAGGUGGACCGAUGCUACGCAGAAUGCCUGGCUAUUGGUCAAGUCUUCAAUUAUGUUUCCCACCAAAAACAUAACAAUACCCAUGGCCAAACGAAAACUAAACUUUUGUUAAAAUCUAUGUUUUAAUAACAUUAGUAGUUGGAUUCUGCUUAGUAAAUUAUAAGUUAAGCCAUGCGGAUUCACAAUUCUUGGGAAGAUGUUGAACGCUACAAGUAGAAGAACGUUGGACAGCUAGCGUUUGUUACGUGAAAACCUAAGUAGGCAGAACUAACUGAUGCGAUCCAAUUUUUGUUUUUAGGGUCCUUUAUCUCGUUGAAACGCGAGUAAACACCAUAAUUGUUGGCAUACUAGUUACCUUAUCCGUCUUCCUUGGUAACAUCCUUCAAUACAUUCCCGUGGCUGCCUUACUGGGUCUGUUCCUCUUUCUCGGGAUAUUCGGACUAAAAGGCCUUUAUUUCCGAAAAAUACUAACGGCUACUUUUAGCAGAAGGAAAUAUUGGUCUGAAUGGAACGUCCUCGACGGCAUGCCGCGGCGUCAACUCAUUGUCUUCACAGCGAUCUGGAAUGUGGAAUUACUGGUUCUAUGCGCUCUUCUGGUGCUUGGGGAGUAUGAAAAUCUUAUGCUGGCCGCAACCGCAAUACCUUUCUACCUGGUCUUCUGUGGCGUUUUUCGCAAUCAGAUGUUGCCUCGGUGGAAGUGGAUUGCACCUUACUUAGAAAAGGUAGUUAAUAUUUAUGACUUAACAUUCCUCAAGUACACAAUGUCAGUUUGAUCUUCUUUUAAUCGGAAAGGCGCCAUCAGCUUGACAAUCACAUGUACAACUGUGAAGAAGCAUGUGUUAAUUAGGCUGAUGCGCACCCUUAAUCUAAUUUUACCAAACACACUUAUUAGGCAUUUCAGGUUAUAGUUCUUCUGGCCUCAAAUCUAUGCAUAAUUGUCAUACCGCACAGAAAUUUUCAAAGUACCGAUUCGUCGGUUGACAGAUAUAAAAAAUGCUUUUAUAAACUCAAAGCAAUCCAGCAGACAGUUUGACAGUAUGUCAGUGUUUUUUAUGCAGUUAUCGGAAAUGUUAGCUGGCAACCAAGAGAAAGCUGCAUCCUAACAGGCCGGAGUAUACGUUUGUCUAGGUAACACGAAACUCUGGCAUGGUCCAAUGAAUUUGGGUAGCUUAUUUGCGUCAUUUUUAGGGAAUGACAUAUCCCCGAAAUAAGAUACUACUGUCUUAAUUGAGCCUUAAAAUUUGCUUUAUGUAGUGGCUGCAAAUUGGCGCGGUUUAAAGUACUAUUCAAACAGAACGCAAUUUCUGCUCACGGAAGAUCGCAAAAAAGUGUCUUUAACAUUUAAGGCUAGUUUAACGAACGCAUAAUUUCUGUUCAAAAAUAGGACGUUUGAAAAUGCAAAGGCGGUUUAUUUCAAAGAUGUAUGCUGAAGUUUCAAAUUCAUAAGUCUAACAAGGUGUUUUUUAGAUCGAUCCUCCUUGCGCACCAGAAACCAAAACCAAAUCAUCGUAG
Molecule: messenger RNA, 39337 nt
Organism: Spirometra erinaceieuropaei
Lineage: Eukaryota; Metazoa; Platyhelminthes; Cestoda; Diphyllobothriidea; Diphyllobothriidae
Source: the annotation of a GenBank genome assembly